AUGGGACCAACAGCGGCCUGCUCAAUCCCGGAGAAGAACAAUGUUGGAGACAACUUCCAGCGGUGGAAGAAGCAAGUGAAAAUAUAUCUUGAGAAUUUUUCACCUGAACGUCAUCCCAAUUUAGCGUUAUCUUUGCUUGGUGGAGAGGCCUUCGAUGUGGUGACCGAGACGAACUGCAUGAGGGGAGGCGUUACAGCAGAAACAUUUGCGUGCCUUCGACGGUUGUUGGAUUCACCCCUGCUGCCCAUGGAAUAUAAAAAGCAAUUAAACGCACGGCACCAAUACGACGGUGAGGGCGUGAGAAGUUUUGUGCGAGAAUUGCGCCGACUGGCCAGCAGAGCAUGGGAAAAUGAUUCGCCCCCGGAAUUGGAGAAGAAGUUGCUGGAACAACUAGUCGAGGGGUCCAGAUCCAAUAACGUACGACGGCAUCUGCUCAUAAACCCACCAUCGGACUUGGAGGUGGCUGUCAAACGUGCAGAAGAUGUGGAGAAGCUGGAGGCGGCCACAGUAGCACCUCGAGAAUGUUUAGCGGUGAGGUACGAUGGUGCGCAAGAAGUCGGACAUCAGGCGUGGCAGAGAGGCCGAGAAAUGCGACCACCGUGGCGGCCCAACUAUCGGUUCCAGCACAGACCACUAGCCCAUCAGCAUAACAGGAAAUUCAACUACAGUGGACGACAACCUGGUGAAUUCAAGCAAAACAAAACAUUGAAUAUCCCCACUGUUUGCUGCCAGUCGAAUAGCCAGGACACGUUGAUGAUCGAACUAACAAUCUGUAAUCUUAUUUGUUUAGCGCUGAUAGAUACAGGUGCCUCUCGGUCACUCAUUAAAAGUUCGGUUAUGCGUCAAUUGAAGGGGUAUACAGUGAGUCCAUGUUUUGACCGCCUCACUGCGGCCAACGGCGCACCGAUAUCAAUCCUGAGAACGACGGUCUCUGCAACAUCACUGACGGGCCGGGUACAGAGACAUCCUAUGAUUAUUGCUGAGGACAUUCGAUACGAGGUAAUAUUGGGAAUGGACGUGUUGUGUAGAUGGGGAUGUACUCUGGACUUGAAUAAUUGGCAAUUGGUCACCCCGACCCUCUCAGUUCCGUUUGUGAUCCGCAGCCCAAAAACACAACGGUGUCGCCGGUAG
Molecule: messenger RNA, 1131 nt
Organism: Echinostoma caproni
Lineage: Eukaryota; Metazoa; Platyhelminthes; Trematoda; Plagiorchiida; Echinostomatidae
Source: the annotation of a GenBank genome assembly